AUGCCUGUCCACAACCUCGCUACCAAGUCUGACUGGGACUCGGCCCUGAAGGAGCCCGAGCUCGUCGUCCUCGACUGCUUCGCGACGUGGUGCGGUCCUUGCAAGGUCAUCGCGCCCCAGGUCGUCAAGUUCUCCGAGAACUACCCCAACGCCAAGUUCUACAAGCUCGACGUCGACGAGGUCCCCGACGUCGCCCAGGAGCUCGGCAUCCGCGCCAUGCCCACCUUCCUGCUCUUCAAGGGCGGUGAGAAGGUCGGUGAGGUCGUCGGCGCCAACCCCAAGGCUCUCGAGGCUGCCAUCAAGCAGCACCUUGGCGAGGCUUAA
Lasiodiplodia theobromae is the source of this 324-nucleotide messenger RNA. Its product is annotated as Thioredoxin. The record is from RefSeq and is a predicted model, not a curated record. Gene Ontology annotation, molecular function: protein-disulfide reductase activity. Lineage: Eukaryota; Fungi; Ascomycota; Dothideomycetes; Botryosphaeriales; Botryosphaeriaceae. Bases 1 to 324 code for a protein of 107 amino acids. The transcript is spliced from 3 exons.